This is a messenger RNA of Hippocampus comes (tiger tail seahorse), 6819 nucleotides long. RefSeq names its product TUB like protein 4a (gene tulp4a). Gene Ontology annotation, molecular function: protein binding. The transcript has 14 exons. Lineage: Eukaryota; Metazoa; Chordata; Actinopteri; Syngnathiformes; Syngnathidae. The record is from RefSeq and is a predicted model, not a curated record. Bases 709 to 5964 code for a protein of 1751 amino acids.
UAUAAAAAAAAACAUACAUAUUUUUAAUCCAAAUGUAUUUGUAUGACCACAUGGAUGACAUUUUGAACGUGCUUCAUUUUCGUGCUUUGACAUCGACGAUUCAAACGAGGUUUGAACGUGACAAGCGAGCAUCAUGUGACCAUCACGUGACCCCCUCCGUCUAGGCCCUGUUGCCAGUUCCAGCAGAUCUCCGGUUCGUCUCACACACACACCGAGCAGGGAAUAGCGACAACACCCGAGUGGGAUGCCCAAGGUUUGCUGGCGUUAUGACAUUACUGGGAGGGGCGGUGCUCCUGCGGGGCUACAGCUGAUGGAGAGGAGUCCCUGCUCCUCCUCCUCCUCUCACACUUGCUGCCAGGAUCGGAUGAUGAGGACGCAGCGCGGCGGCGGCGACACUCAAGCAGCGCCGGGAUCGAGCAUGAGCUGCAGGACAUGCUGAGCGGACUCGUUCGUGGUUUACAUGCGUUUCAUCCUGGAUGUUCAGUCAUGACAAGUGCCUUCCCAACACGGAUUUUCCAACUUUUCUGACAUUAUCCGGACCCUCGCAGAGGUUUUCACUGAUGUCCAGGAACUCACAUAUACUAUGCACCAUUGCUGUCUCACACUCAUCAUUGAACCCGUAACCUCAGCACAGGACUCCUGAAGGGAGCAUCGUCCCCCCCCAACCCACAAGCCCCCUCUGGUAGCUUCUCCUCAUAUGACGCAGGGAUGUUCGCCUCGGUGGAACACGGCCCCGUCCUCUGCAGCGACUCCAACAUCCUGUGCCUGUCCUGGAAAGGCCGCGUGCCCAAGAGCGAGAAGGAGAAGCCAGUGUGCCGGAAGCGCUACUAUGAAGAGGGCUGGCUGGCCACCGGGAACGGCCGAGGUGUCGUCGGCGUCACGUUUACAUCCAGUCACUGCAGGCGGGACCGGCCAACUCCACAGAGGGUCAACUUCAACCUCAGAGGGCACAACAGUGAGGUGGUCCUGGUGCGAUGGAACGAGCCCUUCCAGAAACUGGCCACCUGCGAUACCGAUGGCGGCAUCUUUGUUUGGAUCCAGUACGAGGGCCGCUGGUCCGUGGAGCUGGUCAACGACCGCGGAGCUCAGGUGAGUGACUUCACGUGGUCGCACGACGGCACCCAGGCGCUCAUCUCCUACCGCGACGGCUUUGUGCUGGUGGGGUCCGUCAGCGGGCAGAGACACUGGUCGUCCGAGAUCAACCUGGAGAGUCAGAUCACCUGCGGUAUUUGGACACCUGAUGACCAGCAGGUUUUGUUUGGCACCGCCGACGGACAGGUGAUCGUGAUGGACUGCCACGGGCGCAUGCUGGCCCACAUUCUGCUGCACGAGUCGGACGGCAUCGUCAGCAUGUCGUGGAACUACCCCAGCUUCCUGGUGGAGGACAGCAGUGAGAGCGACACAGAUUCGGACGACUACCCCCCACUGCAAGCGCACAGCCACAAACCUUUGCUGACAGUCAGCUUCACCUCGGGAGACAUUAGCCUGAUGAACAACUACGAUGACCUCUCGCCCACCCUUAUCCGCACCGGCCUGAAAGACGUGGUCGCCCAAUGGUGCUCGCAGGGGGACCUUCUGUCAGUGGCCGGCAUGGAGAAGACGCCUCUCUCCCACGACCCCUCUUGUCCUCCUCCUGCCAGGAACGCCGUUGCCAAGUUCUAUAACAUCCGGGGAGAGCACAUUUACACACUGGAAACACCAGCGCAGCGCCCCAUCACCACCCUCUGCUGGGGCCACCGGGACUCCCGUCUUUUCCUGGCGUGCGGCCCGGCGCUCUACGUGGUGCGCGUGGAGCACCGUGUCGCCAGCCUGCAGCUCCUCUGCCAGCAGGUCAUCGCCACGGCCGUGAAGGAGGAGAAGGACGUGGCCAAGCUCACCAUGCCGUCACGCCUCUGCUCCUACGUCACGUCCGCUUUUAACCCCACCGUCAGGCAGCCCGUUCCAGACCCCAACAACAUGCGCGACUUUGUGAGCUACCCAACAGCUGGCAAUGAGCGUCUGCAUUGUACAAUGAAGCGUACAGAAGACAACCCAGAGGUGGGGGGUCCCUGCUACACUCUGUACUUGGAGUACUUGGGCGGUCUGGUGCCCAUCCUCAAAGGCCGACGCAUCAGUAAAUUGCGGCCAGAGUUUGUCAUUAUGGAUCCUAAAAUGGAUGGAAAAACAGACGAGAUAUAUGGCAAUAGCCUGAUAUCAGCAAUGAUUGACAGCUGUAACUGCUCGGACUCGAGUGAUAUCGAACUCAGCGAUGACUGGGUCGGCAAGAAGUCUCCAAAAAUAUCCCGGGGCAGUAAGUCCCCCAAGCUUCCCAGAAUCAACAUCGAUCCCAGGAAAUCGCCCAAACUGUCUCGCGCCGCUCAGGAAGUUUCCCGGUCACCACGUCUACCCAUACGCAAACCCUCCAUUGGGUCUCCCAGUUUAACACGGAGAGAAUUUCCUUUGGAUGACAUCACUCAGCAAAGCUACCUUGCUCAGGUUACAUCAAAUAUUUGGGGAACAAAAUUCAAGAUUGUCGGGCUUGCUGCUUUUUUGCCAACCAACCUUGGCGCAGUCAUCUACAAAACCAGCCUCCUCCACCUGCAGCCCAGGCAGAUGACAAUCUACCUGCCGGAGGUGCGCAAGAUCUCCAUGGAGUACAUCAACCUGCCCGUCUUCAGUCCCAACGUCUUCAGCGAGGACGAAGAUGACCUCCCCGUCUCGGGCCCUGCCGGCGGCGCGGAUGACAACCCGCCCUGCACCGUCAACAUCCCCAUCGCCCCCAUCCACAGUCCUGCCCAGGCCAUGUCCCCCGCCCAGAGUAUCGGCCUUGUCCAGUCCCUGCUAGCCAAUCAAAACGUUCAGCUGGAUGUUCUAACCAACCCCACAGCCACAUCCCCGGGAGCUGCCGCCGCCGCCGGUUCCGACCAAAGCCAAGACGCCGUUCUUGCAGCCCAGUACACAGUCCCCACCAGAUACUCCAGUCCCGGCCAGGUCAUCUUUGGAGGGCUGGACAUGAGUCGCCUCACUGUGGGAGCCCCUCACUCUCAUCAGCCUUCACAACAGCAACAGCAGCAGCAGUUGCAUCAACUCCAACACCAUCAGCAACUACAGCACCAUCAACAGCAGCUUCAGCAACAACAACAACAACAACAACAACAGAUGCUGCAGCAGCAACAAUUACAGCAGCAGCAGCAGCAAUUUCAGCAGCAGCUCCAACACAUGCAGCAGCAGCAACAACAGCAACAUCAUCAGCAACAGCUCCAGCAGCACAUACUGCAACAGCAGCUGCAACACCAACAGCAGCAACAAAUGCUUCAGAUGCAACAGCAGCAGCAAAUGCUUCAGAUGCAACAGCAGCAGCUUCAAAUUCAAAUCCCCGUUGCCUCCAUGUCGCCAGCGCAGUCCUCGGGUGCGGCCGUGCUUCCAACGGGGGCGCUGCAGAUCCAGAUCCCUCACCCGCCGCCCGAUCUGCUGGUCGAAAAGGGAGCGGCGGGCGAACACGAGACCCUUCUGAAAAUAAAGACGACGCGUUUGCUGGCCGAGGCGGACACGGUGGUGUUCAGCGCGCCGCUGGAGCUAAGUAAAAUGAAUCCCCCUCCUCCUUAUCCUGGAACGGUGGCUGCUGCGGUGGCGGCGGCGGCUGCAGCGUCCGCUUCCGUGCCGAACCUCGGCGUGGCUGCCAACGCCUCAUCGGGAACAAUCGGGGGCUCCUCUGGAACGCCACCUCCUGGUGAUCUCGGUGCAAAGAAGGGGGAUAUCCAACUUUAUCCCCUAAGUCAGCAACAAGGCCAGUACCCCACACCACUAGGCUACGAGCGAAUCACCACCUUUGACAGCAGCGGGAACGUGGAGGAGGUCUGUCGUCCUCGAACCCGUCUCGUCUGUAAUCAAAAUGUCUACAACCUGCAGGGGCCUGGAAGCUCUGCCACCCUCAGGGUCACCUCCUCAUCCUCCUCGGCAGAAGGCAAGAAGAUCCAGCUGCCGUACAGCUCCGCUACCCUGAACAGACUGACCGCACCUCGCUAUUCCAUACCGAGCGGAGACCCUCCCCCAUAUCCAGACCCGGCCAAUCAGAAUACCGGCAGGAAUCCAGGACAGAAGCUGGAUAGCGGUCUCAUCCACGCCACUCUCAGGAGGAAUAGCCGCGAGGCCACCCUCAAAGUGUCCCAGACGAUGGAGCCGCCCAGACCGCUGCCCCCCAAAGCGAAAAAUAACAGUGCGCUGGCGGCUUCCUACCAGCAGAGGGUGCAAACAGCCUUAUACACCUGCAGUCAGUGUAGCAGCGGGUCCAGCGUAGGAGUCACGGCUCCAGGCAGCGCCAACGGAAUAGCAGGCGGUACCAUCAUCAGGCAAGAUUUUCCGCCAGGGAACGGAGCGCCGCACAGCACAGUUAUCGUACACUCCAACAGCGCUACCCCUCACGCUUCACAGUCCUCGUACAGCCUGCUCAACUCCCUGGAAGGAUCCGCACCCACGGCAGGAGGAGGCAGCGGCAGAGAGCGCGUAGAUUAUGUUAAUUCGGCAUUUACUGAGGAUGAAACGCUCCAUCAGUCCCUCAGGCAUUUGGCUUUAGGAGGAAACGAGACGUCGGGCUUGCUCGUGAAACGCCCGCCUCCCUAUCAGUGGGACCCCGCCGCCACGGAGGAGGUGUGGGUCCCUCAGGAACGGACCGCCACGCUCAACCCAGCCAGCUAUCCGGGACCCCACAAGCCACCCUCGCUUAUCCUCAGUCCGGCUCAACACUUGGAUGUGUCCAGGCUGCCUUAUGUGCUGUCUCCCAAGUCGCCCACGACCCCCGCUAGCGCAUCUUUUCAAGCUGCCGCCGGGUACCAAAUUUCUCUCCAGUACCCCCCAGUCACUGCCUACCCCGGAGGCCAGCUUCAGCCCAUCCUAACAUCACCCCGACCCUGUUCCUCCCCAAAAGAGGUGGUGGCCCCCGUUUCUCUCUCACAGCAGGACGCAACCAUUGUCUUACCUGCCGGUUACCCUGCGAGUCUAACAAACCUGGCCUGCUGCCCUGUACCACCUAUGUACCCCGCUACCAGGCUGCCCGUUCCUCCCAUCGCCCUCCACACACCGUGGGGUACGUAUAACUCGUGCCCCCCUAAUCCCAGUCCUGCUGUGCCCCUACCUCCCAAAACUUCCCAUAUGGCAGUCGACAAAAAUGCUCUUUCACCACCACCGCCCCCGCCUCUUCCACCGCCACCCCCACCGCCACCGCACGCAGAACUGCAGAACCAUGCAGGGCUACAAGAAGCCAUGGCAGAAAGCGGGGAAGGAUUCCAGGAAGUGCUGUCCUUAGCUGAGAGCCCCGUGCCCCCUCGCUCAGAGAAGUUCAGCAAGAAGAACCGCAAGAGGGCAGACGGGAGGGCGGAGGAGGCCAAUGUGCCACCUCUGGCUGAAGGGAGCAAGUCCAAAAAGGAGGGUAGGGCAUUGGGGGACUUUAACGCCCUCAUUUCCAGUCCACGGCUGGGAGGGAGGGACAAGAAGAAAGUGAAAGGACCGAAGGAGCAGCUGAAGGCCAAGAAGCUGAGCAAGGCCACCGCCAACAGCGAGUUCCAGGACAGCUCGGAUAGCGAGCCGGAGCUUUUCAUCAGCGGGGACGAGCUCCUCAACCAGUGCCAGAGCGGGAAGAAAGGCUGGAAGACGAAGAGGAACCUCAGGGCGGCCAGCGAGUUGGAAGAGAUGAAGUGUCGCAAGGCCAAUGAGAAGGAGGACCGAGGACUGGGAAGCCAGGGCUUCGUGUAUGUCAUGGCGAACAAACAGCCGCUGUGGAAUGAGGCCACGCAGGUGUAUCAGCUGGACUUUGGGGGUCGCGUCACGCAGGAGUCUGCCAAGAACUUUCAGAUUGAACUUGAGGGCAGGCAGGUGAUGCAAUUCGGCCGCAUCGACGGCAACGCCUACAUCCUGGACUUUCAGUAUCCCUUUUCCGCCGUGCAGGCCUUCGCGGUGGCUUUGGCAAACGUUACGCAACGCCUCAAAUGAGACGGCGCCCUGCCGCACGGGAUUUUCAGGAAGUUGCCGUAUUUUUUUUUUUUUGAAACCGUGACAUGCCCUGGGUCCACAGAGACGACGUCAGUGGAGAGAGCUGAUACCGCUGCAAUACACGAUGCUGCCACUUGAGUCGCGGUUGCCAGGCCAGCGAAUGCAGCGCUGCGCUUUUGGCAACCAUCAUGCAAAUAAACGCUGUUUUAGUAAGUCGACUCGACACUUUUAGACGACCAAGAGAGGAAACUGUCAAUGUGCAGUUUGAUUAAGAUUUUUAUUUUUAUUUUUUUUUAAGGAGCAGCAGUAAUACUUGAAAACCACACUCUGGUGAUAUUUGAUUUUCUCCAGAGCACACACACAGGUACUACUGGCACCUCAAAUCCAUUGCUGUACAACACUCACUACAAUAUGACAGCGUUUUUCCUUUGAGGGGGUGUUUGUGACGCAAACUGGCGGACGGUCAGCUUUUAUUUUUGCUCUCUGUCAUUCCUCUAGCGACUUGUCAGUUCACACGUUAUAACCGGUGUGACUGCCGGCGUUGAGAUCUUUUUACUUGUUUUCUUUUUUUUUUACAUACAUAAUUGAAGGAUGGAGAAACGUGGAUUAAGUUAUGCGUACUGUACAUUGUAAAUUGUUUCCAUUGUUUGCGUUUUUUUUUUUUUUUUUUUUUGGGUGUGUGUGUGUGUGUCAUCAUCCAUAUUGUUAACGCACCGCUUUCAUUCGGGAGACUUAAGUUGUGAUAUUACUCUCGCACUGACGUCGCUGUGACGUCAGCCAUGGCACCUGUUGUCACUUCUGUGAAGUGCGUGUUCAGUGAGGGGCCUGACCCCCCUCAGCCCCCAUCGCCCACCC